This is a messenger RNA of Bombyx mori (domestic silkworm), 8580 nucleotides long. RefSeq names its product lysine-specific demethylase 5 (gene Kdm5). The record is from RefSeq and is a predicted model, not a curated record. Gene Ontology annotation, biological process: regulation of DNA-templated transcription; chromatin remodeling. Gene Ontology annotation, molecular function: histone H3K4me/H3K4me2/H3K4me3 demethylase activity; DNA binding. Gene Ontology annotation, cellular component: nucleus; chromatin. Bases 223 to 5022 code for a protein of 1599 amino acids. The transcript has 31 exons. NCBI's taxonomy places the organism in Eukaryota, Metazoa, Arthropoda, Insecta, Lepidoptera, Bombycidae.
GGAGUUUCGAAAGUUCAAUUUUGCAUGGCGGACGUGCAAUUGGAUUGUGUUAUUUGUUGGUGAUCAUUUUAAUAAUUUAUCUCUUGUAGAUUCCUUAUGGAAAGACUACUUUUAAUAAUUUUAUUCCUUUGUGGUCGUGCUUUAUUCAUACCUUAACGAUAGAUGAUGCUAAAGUGUUAUUUAUAGUUGCAUUUUGUGAGAACUGCAUAGUGUAUCUCGAAAAUGGGAAAAUGUGACGAAGCUAAUGUCGAAGUUAGCAUGGGGGACUCAGCGUCCCCCAUGAAACCUGAUAACUUUACGUUUACUCCACCUCCAGAGGCUCCUGUCUUUGAGCCUACACCAGAAGAGUUUUUGGACCCUUUAGCGUACAUCAGUAAAAUACGUCCUAUCGCCGAGAAAUCGGGCAUUUGCAAGAUAAAACCACCAGCGCACUGGCAACCCCCAUUCGCAGUUGAUGUGGACCGACUACGGUUUACACCGCGAAUACAACGGUUAAAUGAGCUCGAGGCAAUAACGAGGGUGAAGCUUAACUUCUUAGACCAGAUUAUAAAGUUUUGGGAACUGCAAGGGUCAACGUUCAAAAUCCCGACUGUCGAAAGGAAACCGCUCGAUCUCUAUUCGUUGCAUAAGAUUGUGAAAGAAGCCGGGGGCUUCGAAAUAUGCUCAGCAGAGAGGAAAUGGUCGAAGAUAGCCCGCCGCAUGGGCUACCCGCAAGGCAAAGGCGUCGGUUCAAUAUUGAAGAAUCACUACGAACGCAUCCUGUAUCCUUAUGACGUGUUCAAGAACAAUGGAGCAGUCGGAGACAAUAAGGAGACAAAAAUCGAAGUCAAAUCAGAACAGACGCCCGAGAAGGCAACGGCGACGCGGAGUCGCUCCACGACAAAAUGUCCCCCGGGGGCCGCGGCCACUCCGCCCCCCGCCCGUCGGUACAAGUCCGAGCCCGAACCGGCAGCUGAAGGUAGUCACACCGAAGGCGCCCUCGUCGGAUCUGAAGAUUCGAUUAUGAAAACUCCCAUUAAAGAGGAGAACCCCGAAAUAAGACGGACAAGUCCUCGUGAGAACAAAUGGAUGUCGGCGGGAGCCAGUUGCGGUUCGCGAGCGCGCGUGACCCGCUCCACCCGUCUCCGCGAGCAUCGCGUCAACAACAUGACGGUCUCCGUGACGCCUGCCCCGCCCGCACCCAACACGCAUCCCGAUGAUCCGUUGGCGAAGUACAUGUGUCACGUGUGCGGCCGGGGCGACGUCGAGGAGCAGAUGCUGCUGUGCGACGGCUGCGACGACUCGUACCACACGUUCUGUCUCGUGCCGCCGCUCGCGGACGUGCCCAAGGGCGACUGGAGGUGUCCAGUGUGCUUAGCCGAAGAGGUAUCGAAGCCGACUGAAGCUUUUGGUUUCGAGCAGGCCACCCGCGAGUACACGCUGCAACAGUUCGGCGAAAUGGCGGAUCAGUUUAAAUCAGAUUACUUCAACAUGCCCGUGCACAUGGUUCCAACGUCGACCGUGGAAAAGGAAUUUUGGCGCAUCGUAUCGUCGAUAGACGAAGAUGUCACGGUCGAGUACGGAGCGGACCUUCACUCGAUGGACCACGGCUCGGGGUUCCCGACCAAGUCCAGCGCCCACCUGUACCCUGGGGAGCAGCAGUACGCAGACUCCAGCUGGAACUUGAACAAUCUACCGGUUCUGGAGGGUUCUGUGCUUGGACAUAUCAACGCUGAUAUCUCAGGAAUGAAGAUACCUUGGCUGUACGUGGGCAUGUGCUUCGCAACGUUCUGUUGGCACAACGAGGACCACUGGAGCUACUCCAUCAAUUAUUUACAUUGGGGAGAACCUAAGACAUGGUACGGAGUGCCAAGUUCAAAGGCCGAGCAAUUCGAAGCUGCAAUGAAGGCCGAAGCUCCAGAGCUGUUCCAGCUGCAACCGGACCUACUGCACCAGCUUGUCACGAUCAUGAACCCUAAUGUUCUGAUGAAAGCUGGUGUUCCCGUUUACAGAAUGGAUCAACACGCUGGAGAAUUCGUGAUCACGUUUCCUCGCGCUUAUCAUGCCGGCUUCAACCAAGGCUAUAAUUUUGCCGAAGCGGUUAACUUUACUCCAGCUGAUUGGUUGAAAGUGGGCCGCGAAUGCAUCGCGCACUACUCCACGUUGCGGCGCUACUGCGUGUUCUCCCACGACGAGCUGGUCUGCAAGAUGGCGCUGGAGGCCGACUCGCUCAGCCUCAGCGUCGCGCUGGCCGCCUACCGGGACAUGCGCACCAUGCUGCACGACGAACGGAAACUCCGGAAGGGACUGCUGGAUUGGGGUGUAACGGAAGCGGAACGCGAGGCCUUCGAGCUGCUACCAGACGAUGAGCGGCAAUGUCACAUGUGCAAGACGACGUGCUUUCUGUCGUGCGUGACGUGUCGCUGCACGCCCGCCGUCGCCUGCCUGCGACACUACGUCGAGCUGUGCAACUGCAGCCCGCAGGCGCACAGGCUCAGAUACCGUUACACCUUAGAUGAGUUGCCAGCGAUGCUGGAGAAACUAAAGAAGAAAUCAGAACAGUUCAGGGAGUGGGCUGAAGCUGUGCAGAAUGCUCUAGAUCCAGAUACGCCUAAGACUUGUGAUUUAGACGGACUGAGGGCGCACUUGAAGAAAGCUCACGAACUUAAGAUUCACAAGACCGAGCUAGUUCGUGCUUUAGAAACGGCUAUAGAAGACGCCGAAAAGUGUGCUUCGGUAAUACAGCAACUGGACUUGAACAAGAUGCGGACUCGAACCCGACACCACGACCCCAAAUACAGGCUGACCAUACACGAGCUCACUUUGUUCGCGGCAGAAAUUGACGGCCUCGCUUGUGUUUUGCCCGAAGGUUCAGCUGUCAAAGAAGUCUUACGUCAAACGUCAGAGUUUGAGUCGAAAGCAUCGGAAUUGAUCAACAAAGACCUGGACAAGAUUGAACCUGGUUACGUUAGGGAAUUAGAAGAGGUUGUAGAUUUAGGAUCUCGGCUCUGUAUAGUGCUGCCGCAACUGGCGCCCCUGCAGGCGCGGCUCCAGCAAGUGAAGUUUGUCGAUGAAGUGCAGCAAUACAGGGACGAGUGCUCCACCCUCACUCCGGAGGUCAUCGACCGGCUGUUGCAGGAUGCCGAAAAACUUGUACCUCAUCGCAGGGUUGAACUGGAGAGGGCUGGACUAUACAAAUUGAAAGCCCUAGUAGAAGAAUGGGAGGAACGCGCCCGAGCAGUCCUCAUAGAUACAACAAAGUCGAAAGAUUCGUCGGAAGCGGACGAGCCGCAGUACACGACCCUGGCCGAGCUGAGUCUGCUGCUCGCCGACGGUGAUGAGAUCGAGGCGGCUCUGCCCUCGUACCACGCGCUGCAGACCGCCGUGGCUCACGCGAAGGACUGGCUGGCCAAGGUUGAAGAGAUGCAAUCCAAAGAUCUGUACCCGUACAUGCACAGCGUGGAGUCUGUUGUGCGUCGCGGGCAACAGAUCCCGCUGGCGCUGUACGAGAAGGAUCAGUUGGCGGCCGCCCUGCAGUCUGCGAAGGAAUGGAAACGUGGUGCGGCCGAAAUGUUUCUAAAAAAGGUGUGUGGCAAGGUCGACUUAACGAAUUGGCCAUAUUCGUUACUGGAAGCCCUGUCGCCAAGAACUGAAGGCGCCGAGAGCUUAUCAACAGCGCGGCGCCGGGCGCGAGCCGCCGUCGGAACCGAACCGCCUCCCUCGACGUUAGAGGCCGGCUUAUUCCUCAGGAACUUCAGCGAAGACUCCACCCCCACAGAAAUCGUAGCGGCGUUCAAACAAGCGGAGAUUACUGAACUCAAUUCAAUAAAAACUUUAAGAGCCCGUAACAUGAGGAAGGAAGUCCGGGCCCCACCCGCGGCAGGCGUCACGUUUUGCGUCUGCCAGAAACGGCAAUAUGGUGUCAUGACCCAGUGUGAGCUGUGCAAGGAUUGGUUCCAUGCUUCGUGCAUAUCAUCGAUGAAGGACGAGCGGGAGGAGUCGCCGGACCGCGGGGAGGGCGCUCCGUUUUCAGGAGCCGAAAGUAAAUUCCUGUGCCCGGACUGUAUGAGGACCAAACGGCCCAGGCUGGACCGGAUCUUGGGGCUACUGGUGUGGCUGCAGAAGCUGCCGGUCCGGCUGGCGGAGGGCGAGGCGCUGCAGUGCGUGACGGAGCGCGCCAUGUCGUGGCAGGACAGCGCGCGGGCGCUGCUGGCCGCCCUGCCGCACCGCGCUGAUAUGACGAACAGAGAAAAGGCAGAUAAACUGAAUGCUGAGUUAAAGAAGGCAACAGGAAGAGCUCAUGAUCUCCAUAACGCGCAUAAUCCAAGGUCGUCGGCCAGCGUGGAGCACGCGUACAGCGCCACGCCGCGGUCGCCCAGCGCGAGGAUGGCGCCCGGCAUGCUGCACAAGCUGGAGGAACUCAUGCUCGAAGGCGACCUCUUGGAGGUGCGGCUAGAGGAGCAGGCGCAGGUGUGGUCGGCGGUGUGGUGCGCGCGCGCCGCCGACGGACGCAAGGCCACGCGCGUGCUCGACGCCGGCCGCCGGAAGCGGCAGCGACAGCAGCGCCACCACCAUCAGCUCAAGAGGACCCGGACCAGGCAUCACCACGGACCUACAACAACGAAAACAUCAAUCAAACGCGGCUCGGCCACGACGACUAAUUAUCUCAACAGAAAGCAGGGCGUGUCGUCGGGCUCGAGUCUGAUGAUGAGGAAACAUUACAUGGCGCGGCAGGAAAGACGUAAACGCGGCCUCGCCGCUGCCCGGGGGAAACAUUCGUCGAGGGGAGAUGGCGCGUCACACAGUACCGGAAGCCGGGCAAUCGCGGCGAGUCGACGGAGCAGCUCAUCCUCGAUGUCCUCCGCUGAUGAUGACGAAGAUUGCGCCGCUUCUAAUUGUCUAAGGCCUACUGGUAAAGUUGAUUGGGUGCAGUGCGACGGCGGGUGCGACCAGUGGUUCCACAUGCACUGCGUCGGGCUCAGCCGCGGCGCGCUGCGCGACGACGACGACUACGUGUGCGGCACGUGCGCCGACGCGCGCUAGCCCCGGACCGUCAAGCGAAAAUAGCUCCUAUAGUGUUUCGUGUAAAGUGUUAAAACGAGUGCGCGCGUUGGACUUCCAAAAGAACAUCGAUUCGAUUGAAGCCAUUCAAAAUAUAUAUAUCGACGCUUGAAAGGCAAACGUGACUAAGCGACAAUGCGUGAACUUUACAGUAGACUAAAGUUGAGAUACCAGAAAAAAAAUCUCUUUUAACGAAACCAGCUGUAGGGUUAAAAUGAUUUUAAUAGACCUAGAAAUAUAUAUUUUUUUUGCGCAUCGAAUAUGGUUACUGCCUAUCAUGUACAAAGCAGUUAUUGUCGCUUAGUCACGUUUGCCUUUCAAGCGUCGAUAUAAUAUGUACAUAAUUCUGUGUGAGUUACAGUGAAUGUUUCUCUAAUAAAAUUUGUACAGUGAAGACGUGUUGUAAGUUUUACUUGUAUGUAAUGUAAUGAGAGCGCAUAUGGUUGUAUUGUCGAGCGAAUUAUGUUAACGUCUUACAGCGGCGUUCGUAUUCGCUCUAAAUAAAGGUACACGUGUACUUGAGAUGUGAGACAAAUCGUUGAGACAACUUUGAUUACGUGAAAUUAAAUACACAUAAACACAUAUUCGCUUUAUAUUGAAACGCAAACAAAACUAGGAUCUUUAAUAUACUAAAUAAGGUUUGAAAUAACAAAACAGAUAUUGCGCAUGCAACCGGUAUUCAAAAGUUUAAGUGGUGAAGCCUAUUUCCUAUAUUUUCUUGGAAACAUCAUGAUAUCCAAUUUUCGUACUUCAGAAAUGCUAAUAUACCGAUAGAGGCAAAUAUGAUGGAAUUUUGUUACUGAAUUUAAAUUGAACUUAAAGUUUAUUAUACAUAGCUCACCGUGGAGGAUAGUGUUUCAAAUAAAUUUGCACCCAUGCGUGCAGCACGUAAUGUAGUUUAUACAUAAGACUAUAUACAAAACUCUUGGUUUAAAGUUCUAUAUAAAAUACACAAUAUGAUUGUCUCAUUUAAAAAUGAAUUGGUACUGUUAUGUAUGUAUUUGUUUAUAAAAAAACAAACAUCACAAAACUUAAGAUCUUGAACGUAAGAUUUAAUUUCUAUUGUCUAUUGAAGUAAAUUAACGCGAUAAGUGACGUGUAAAGUUGCAAUCUUAAUUUUAACAAUUUUAGAUUUUUAAUAGCGAACAAUUUCCAUCCGAUUUCAAUAUUACUUUUGCGAUUUGUUUGAUCACAAAAUUUAAUAAAAAUAAACGAAAUAUUUAUUCGAUUAUAUUAUCAGAGGCAGUUAAAUUUAAUUGUGAUUUUAUGACUAGUAUGGUAUCUAACGACCGGUCCAUAUAAAAUAUCCCAUGCAAAUUUUGGUCGAGCAGUGAAAUUGUCACUUGUAAGAAUGCAUCAUUAAACAGAAAAUGUGUUUGCUCUUAGUCUAAUCUCUAAUUUGGUUUGUUCGUGAAGAGACCACAGAUACAGGGUCUUAGAUAAUUCAGAUCGUAUGUCUUCUUCGAUAAUGUACAUAAAUACAAGUUUUGAGAAUUCACUCAUUAUGAUGUUUGAUCUUCGAAAAACAAACUGUAUCGUAAUAAAAUAUGUUUUUAAGCCAAAUUACGAGGUUUUUAGUAAAACACUGGUUUUGGUAACUUCAAUCUGAUUAUUUGAUACAGCGUGAAAUUCACAGAGACUGUUUCCUAACUAAUUUUUAAUUUAAAUUGUCGAAACCUUCGAAUAUGUUUAGAUCCUGUAUAAUAAAUCCUAAUCGUAAACUUGUAAAAUAAUGAGAAUUUAAUAAAAAAAAUUUAAGUAUCAAUUAUUAUAGAUCAAAUGUAAUAAAGAACAAUACACUGAACUGUUUCAUUAAUAGAAUGUUCGAGUUUUUUAUCGAUGUUGUCAAUAAUGUGUUUAGACAAAUAUAUGUGUUAAUUAAAUAAUAAUAAAAAACAAAACUAGACAAAACUAUGAAAAUGUUUCGGUGUUAGUGAUAUAUCAAAUUAAAUAAUUACAGGUAGUUUAUUUUUCAUCUAAUCCAGCCGUUUUCAAUAGGUGAGGUUCGAUUUGUGUGUUAAAAGUAAAAUAUUUUCCCUAAACUACGAAGUUUUUGUAGUUUGAAAAUACAGUAGCUGUUUGCAUUAUCCCUGGUUGACUAUUGAAAAUUUGUGACAAACGUGAACUUGAAUGAAAUGUUUGACAAAUUAACUAUACUGAUUUCAGUGUAAGAAAUACGACAGGGCAAGAAGUUGUUACGAAUUGUUUUACAAGUCCAGGCUUUUUACUUUAUAAACACGAUUAUUUAAGAGGUUCUGGAUGGUUCUGGAUAUUUCCGUAUGGUUCUGGAUAUUUCCGUAUGGCGACGAAUGGACUGAAAAUUGCGGGUUAGAGGUUAAGAAUUGCGGUAGGCAGCGGCUUGGCUCUGCCUUUGGCAUUGCUGGAAUCCAUGGGCGACGGUAACCACUCACCAUCAGGUAGGCCGUAUGCUCGUCUGCCUACAAUGGCAAUAAAAAAAAAUUGCAGUCAAAUCUACCCUCUUUCUGGUUAUUAUCACAACUCGAUGACUAUACCGACAAUAUACCGGUAAAAACCAGCUAAACAAUAGUGUUUAUAUUAGGCCAUAUCGUGAUUGAGAACGUACCUAAUGUUUAAAUAAAGUCGACAGAUUUAAAUCGUGUGACUGUCUAGAGCGAAUAUCGACUUUUUAUCGAUACAUUAUCGAGAUAUGAAUAAUUCGGAUCUUUACAUCGAUAAAACGUUUAGAUAUUUCGAAGACGGUAAUGUUAAGUUAUGCUUACAUAUGGGUCUCAAAUAUGUAUGGAAUCGUUAUAAAGAAGGUAUUUACCAAUUAUUCGGAUAGGUAAUUUAAAAUUUUUGAUUAUUAGCGAUGGAAGAGGACUAGGUUGGUGAAUCGAUAGUGAUUCGACACGAUUCGGUCUAACUCUAUGGUUAAAGUAAUUAAAAUUUUCUAUUGUGUAUAGUCGAAAUUUGAAACGUAUCAUUUGGAUUUCACGAUCUGGAUGCGGGAGAUUGUGUUUAGUAAAAUCGAUAUUUUUGAAUUGAUACUAACCAAGCGUGUUUGCAGAGUUUGAAGAGUUUUGUAAAUAUUUUUUUAAAAGUCAGCGAAAGUUUUUAAUGUAAUGAAAAAAGUUUUUUUUUCUUGUGCAAGAAACUGAUAGUUUAAGUAGAUCGAUACGUGUGCCUGUGAGUUUGUGCGUCUGUUUGUCUUUCGAUUCGGCUCGGUAAUGACUGCUUAAUAGCUUUUUUUUCCUAGGUUCAAUCAAGUAUAAAUUAUCUUAUAAGAUGAGAAAUCUAUUCGUAUAGUUUUUGUAUUGUGUUUUAUUAAUGUGUACUAUUUUAGAUCUAAUUUUGUUUUAUAAAAUUUGCUAUAGAAAUUUAUUGUUUAUCGAUUAGUAAAUCGAUUUGUAAAUUAGUCGAAUGUAAUUUUAAUCGCACUGAGCCGGGUCGAAUCGAUACCGGAAGCAGGCUUCGCAAUCCUAAUACUUUUCUUAUUAUUAUUUUUUGCAGUUGUAUUAAAGAUGGCUAUGUAUACAAAUGUUUAAUUCGUCAACCAUACAAAUAAAUGCACACAAACCA